UGCCAUUGGAUGAAGAGAUCUGAGAUGAAUAAAACGUAUGGAGGCACAUGUGUCAAUCAUCGAUUAUCCAAUCGCGUCACUGUAAGUCGAAGGUCAAGAGCGAAGCAGCAUGGCCGCUCUAUUAAGGGGCUCGCGGUGUCUAAUAGGAAAGUGUCAUAACCAUGUCAGCGCCGUGCAGGUCUCCAUCAGGUCCAUGGCCUCUAAAACCCAGGUGGGCUUCAUUGGCCUGGGGAACAUGGGAAACCCAAUGGCAAAGAACCUCAUAAAACACGGAUAUCCAGUAAUAGCCUCAGAUGUAUUUCCAGAGUCCUGCAAAGAGUUACAGGAGCUUGGAGCUCAGAUCCUGGAUAACCCUGCGGAUGUGGCGGACAAGGCCGAUCGUAUCAUCACAAUGCUUCCCUCCAGCCCCAAUGUUAUAGAUGUGUAUACAGGCGCAAAUGGUAUUCUGAAGAAAGUGAAGAAGGGAUCCCUACUCAUUGAUUCCAGCACUAUUGAUCCAGCUGUCUCCAAGGAGAUGGCAGUUGCUGCAGAGAAAAUGGGAGCUGUUUUCAUGGAUGCCCCAGUGUCUGGAGGUGUUGGUGCUGCCAAUUCAGGCAAGCUCACGUUCAUGGUGGGUGGGCCAGAGGCGGAGUUCAAUGCAGCCAAGGAGCUUCUGACCUGUAUGGGCGCUAAUGUGGUGUACUGUGGCCAAGUUGGCACUGGACAGGCAGCUAAAAUCUGCAACAAUAUGCUGCUGGCCAUCGGGAUGAUUGGAACAGCAGAGACCAUGAACUUGGGAAUCAGAUUAGGGCUUGACCCGAAGCUUCUUGCAAAGAUCUUGAACAUGAGCUCUGGCCGCUGCUGGUCAAGUGACACAUACAACCCUGUCCCGGGAGUGAUGGAGGGAGUGCCCUCAGCAAACAACUACCAGGGUGGCUUUGGAACUACACUAAUGGCCAAGGAUCUGGGACUUGCUCAGAAUACAGCAACCAACACAAAGACCCCAGUGCCGUUGGGCUCUCUGGCCCAUCAGAUUUACCGUAUGAUGUGCGCACGCGGCUACGCCAGCAAAGACUUCUCAUCUGUCUUCCAGUUCCUUCGAGAAGAGGAGGGCCAGUAGAAGUCAACACUCUCUGCCCCUUCCACAGCCUUACCCAGCACUACCUGCCUUGCACAUGACCUGACUUGCAAAACUUUGACCCAACUAUGUGAUUUCAUUGGCAUGCAUGUGCUGGGAGCCAUGAAUGAAUGAGUGAGUGAAUGAAUACAUGUGUAGAUUGAAUGUUAAAUGGAAAGAUUUGUUUGUUUUGUUUUGUGUGAGUAGCGUUUGAGGCUGUAAGUUCCUGUUGGAAUCAUGUUACUUGUAUGGGCCCACCCAUGUACAAUUAGUAGUCCACCAAUCAAUUAAUGAGAUGCUGUGAAUUGAAGUUUUGUUCUGACUUUUUCUCGCCUUUGCGGGCUGUUCUGUAGGCAAACGAAAGAUUAAAAACAUAUCAUUUCAUUCUCAAAAACUCAGAAGACUCUGAUCAGCCAUUACACUCCUUAAAGUUUUCUGAUAGUUAACAGGUUUGCAUAUGUACAAUUUUAGUUUUUAUGGUCUUUUGGGGUUGGCUACUCUUGGUAAUUGUUAACGGUGUUGGAUCUACAUGUUGUAUUCAUGUAAAUUUUAAACACCUGGAAAUUAAAUCAGGAAAUAUCUGUUGAUUUGAUGUAAGCCUGUGGCGUGUUGAAACAUGAAUACACACUAAUAUAACACCAAUGUUUAAUUUAUACAUAAAAUCUAAUGGUUUUAAAAACCUGAAAACUGAAGUGGCAUCGUCAGUGUACUAAGCCAGGUUUACAGUUGUAUAGGUAAUCCUAAUGAAUGUAGCUAAUCAGUUGAAAGUGAUGCAACAUGGCACAUAUUAUAUCUGGUCUCCUCCCUCUCCUCAAGGUCACACACACAGAGGAAUGUCUUUUGAUGCUUCUUUAUGAAGCCUCACCUUGAAUUCAGUGGCACGUAACAUGCACAUUGCACAAUAAAAAUGAGUCAUCAACACUACGGAUCUUUUGCACAUCAAGGAUAUUGUAAUAUUUUAGUCUCAUGUUCUCAUUGUUUGACUCGAGUGGAUAAUUCACCCAAAAAUAAAACUUAUGUCAUUAUUCACUCAC
This is a messenger RNA of Ctenopharyngodon idella (grass carp), 2130 nucleotides long. It is a transcript of the gene hibadhb, whose product is annotated as 3-hydroxyisobutyrate dehydrogenase b. The record is from RefSeq and is a predicted model, not a curated record. Lineage: Eukaryota; Metazoa; Chordata; Actinopteri; Cypriniformes; Xenocyprididae. Gene Ontology annotation, cellular component: mitochondrion. Gene Ontology annotation, molecular function: NADP binding; NAD binding; 3-hydroxyisobutyrate dehydrogenase activity. The transcript is spliced from 8 exons. Gene Ontology annotation, biological process: L-valine catabolic process. The coding region runs from base 110 to 1099 and encodes 329 amino acids.